Messenger RNA from Prunus armeniaca (apricot), 240 nucleotides. The record is from the annotation of a GenBank genome assembly. Lineage: Eukaryota; Viridiplantae; Streptophyta; Magnoliopsida; Rosales; Rosaceae.
AUGAUAACAACCCCAAUGAGGUUGAAGACAAUGGACAUGGUAUACUCCUCUCUUUCCCGAUUGUUGAGGGCAGGACCAAUGCUUGACAGACAACUGUUUUGGGUGAAGUAUGAUUCUGGGAAAUCUAACAAAGAAUUGGGUACUUUGUCGCUCAAUAGGUCAGACGAGACAUUGAACACCUUUAGAUUGGGAAGCCUCGGGAAGGAAAUGGAACCAGAGAAACGGUUAACAUCGAGCUGA